UAUCCAUUCCCACUCAUCCAAUUCCUUCAAAAUUGAAAAUUCCUUCUUACCCUUUUGGACUUUUUAUUUUCUUUUUCUUUUUUCUAAUUAAAAACAAUGUUUUUGCAUAUUUAUAUGUGCUAGUAAAAUAUGCAGAGAAAAUCACCGUUAACACCUGCAACCCAUAGAGAUAAUCAAGGAAGAAAAUCCAAGCAUAAGCAAUGAAAUUUGGGAAGGAGUUCAAGACCCACCUUGAGGAAACCCUGCCGGAGUGGAGGGACAAAUUUCUUUGUUACAAGCCCCUCAAGAAACUCCUCAAGCAGUUUCCUCCAACUUCUGAUGGCUCUCCCAAUCUAUUUCCGCCUCCCCCUGCCUCUGCUGAUCAUCCUCGGCCUGAGAGUGGUACAGACAGCUCCUUGGUGCUCCUCCAAGAAUGGUUUAUUAGGAUUUUAAAUGAAGAGCUCGACAAGUUCAAUGAUUUUUUUGUUGAUAAAGAGGAAGACUUCAUUAUCCGUUUUCAGGAACUGAAGGAAAGAAUUGAGAGUCUAAAGGAACAGAGCAGCAAGAAUGGAGUUUUUACAUCAGAGAGUGAAUUCAGUGAAGAAAUGAUGGACAUUCGUAAAGAUUUGGUCACUAUUCAUGGGGAAAUGGUGCUUUUGAAAAAUUAUAGCUCCCUAAAUUUUGCAGGGCUACUUAAGAUUUUGAAGAAGUACGAUAAACGAACUGGAGGAUUAUUGCGUCUACCUUUUACGCAACUUGCGCUUCGUCAGCCUUUUUUUACUACAGAAUCUCUAACGGGACUAGUCCAUGAAUGUGAGGCAAAUCUUGAACUCCUAUUUCCAUUGCAUGCAGAAGUCGUUGAAUCUACUAAUGCUGCACAAAAGCAGCCAAAUUGUGCAAUGAAUAAGUAUAACCCAGCAAAUAUCUCAUUCGAAUCAUCACCAACUCUUGGGGAUGACACCAUGGAUAUAUAUCGCAGCACCCUUGCUGCAAUGAAGGCUGUAAGAGGCCUUCAAAAAGCAAGCUCAACCUACAAUCCACUAUCUUUUUCAUCUCUCUUCAAGAACCAGGAUGAUGAAAACAAUGGUGCUGUAACAACUGAUAACUCAGUUUCAAACUCUUCAGCCAUGCUACAUAAUGGUGAGGAGUCUGAUGAAGAAGAUGUGCGUUCUGUCUAAGAGCUUUUAUAUUUUUGGUCCAGUAUCCUAUCAUUCCUCUUUUUUAUCUUGUUUUCUUUUUAUGAAACAAAGAUUUGUCAAACAGCAAUUAAGAAACUGUAUAAUGUCUCCUGCAGCAGUUUGUAUUAUCAUUAGGUGCCAAAUGUUUUAAGCAGCAAUAAGUUACGAAAUUGCAGAUGCUUUUCUUGGCUUCUA
Messenger RNA from Manihot esculenta (cassava), 1352 nucleotides. Its product is annotated as SPX domain-containing protein 4. Gene Ontology annotation, biological process: cellular response to phosphate starvation. The transcript has 3 exons. The coding region runs from base 201 to 1157 and encodes 318 amino acids. The record is from RefSeq and is a predicted model, not a curated record. NCBI's taxonomy places the organism in Eukaryota, Viridiplantae, Streptophyta, Magnoliopsida, Malpighiales, Euphorbiaceae.